Messenger RNA from Pistacia vera, 1995 nucleotides. RefSeq lists its product as uncharacterized. The transcript is spliced from 6 exons. The record is from RefSeq and is a predicted model, not a curated record. The coding region runs from base 370 to 1743 and encodes 457 amino acids. Lineage: Eukaryota; Viridiplantae; Streptophyta; Magnoliopsida; Sapindales; Anacardiaceae.
GUGGUAAAAGGGGAAAUGAAAUGAUGAUGUGGAAAAUGUGAAAACCGUAUGCAGGAUAUAAGUAGAGUGAAAGGUUAGAUUGUGGUAGAAAUCGAAGGGUGAAGAUGGGUUGAAUUGAAACAAAACAAGGGUAGUUAGUUUUAUAAUGUUUCCUUAAAAAAAGGGAGAGUUGGGAGUUCGUUGGACGUAGAAUUCGCUGUUGGAGAUCUUCCUUUUCUAGUUUCGUCAUCUGGGUUGUUGUGUUGCUGGUUGUGGUGGUGGUGGUGGUGGUGGUGGCUUAGGUGGCGGUGGUGGUGUCAGCAUCUCAACUUUAUUAUAUUAAGUUUUGUUCUGCAAGAAAAGAAAAGAGAAAGAAACGGAAUUUCAGAAAUGGCGUACAGGAGAAGACAGGGAAUAACAAAAACAUCAACAUUCAAAGAAGAGAUUUAUCAUCCACCAGAUAACAACAGCAAAAACAUCAAUAAUAGUAAUGAAAAUAAUAAGGCUUCAGUUCCAACCUUUAAAACUUCUCAUUCGUUUUCACCAUCAACACAAUCCUUAGCGGCUCAGGCGAUCCGUGCAUCAGCCGCUCAUCGUGAUUCAUCUCUUUCUUCUGCAUAUGCUGCAGACCCUCCUUUGCCAUCUGAGACUCAACGAUCCAAGAGUUUUACUGCCUACGAGGGUGUAUCAGCAAGAAAUGACUCCAAAGGGUUUUGGGGUGUUCUAGCUCGGAAAGCCAAAGCAAUUCUUGAGGAUGAAGAGUUAUCGCCACAAGCUGAACCACCUGCAAGGUCUAGGUGGCAGAUGUCCGAAACCUCAGCAGGUGGCCAGGUGUCUGAGCAACCAUUCCAAUCAUCAGAGGGCACUAAAAAUUUGGACAAUCCUAGACUGCGGAGGGGCUUGGAUAGAAUUACAUCUUCCCUUAAUCAAAUUGGUGACACCUUUGAAAAGGCUUUUGAGGAAGGUCGGACAAUUGUGGAAAAUAAAACUGCAGAUAUUAUCCAAGAAACCCGUAAGCUUCAUACUAGGCGAAAAGGAAGCACUCCUGAGGAUCAAAAUCAAAUUUCUGGUGCAAAUAGCACGUGGCAACCUGUAAUGCCAACAACACAAUCACAGAAUCAAACUUACCAUGAAACACAACUCAAGGCAUCUCGCGACGUUGCAAUGGCGACAGCUGCCAAAGCAAAACUUCUUCUUCGGGAGCUAAAAACUGUUAAAGCAGAUCUGGCUUUUGCAAAGCAAAGAUGUACUCAACUGGAAGACGAGAAUAAACUCUUUCGUGAGAGUCGUGAGAAGGGGCAAAACCCUGCAGAUGAUGAUUUGAUUCGCCUUCAACUAGAGACCCUUUUGGCUGAGAAGGCUCGUUUGGCCAAUGAGAACUCGAUAUAUGCACGUGAGAACCGGUUUCUUCGUGAGAUUGUUGAAUACCACCAACUCACUAUGCAGGAUGUUGUGUAUUUGGAUGAGGGCACUGAAGAAGUGACAGAAGUUUACCCCAUCUCUAUUGCCCCAUUGUCCAAGAUGUUCUCUGAUUCCCCACCCUCGCCUACAUCCCCAUCAUCACCAUCAAAGGCUCCCCCUUCUACAAGCCUGCCGAACCCUUCAAGUACCAAGGUACCUGAAGAAGUAACGAAGGAAAUCUUUCUGGUCCAAUCAGAAGGAAUAGAUGAAACUUUGCAAAAUGAUGUCCCAACAAACCUACCAAGUACCACCAAGGUACCUGAAGAAGAUGAUGCAAAAAAACCCUCCGAAUCUUCCGUUUGAUUCUAGUUUUACUAUCAACUUUUAUUGAAAUAGAAGUUUGUAACAUUUGUUCCAUUUUUUUUUUGUUUCUUUUUUACCUUCGUUUUCUUCAUGUUUUUAUCUGUGAGGAAGGGGAGAAGCAAGGGAGGUGAUCCCUCUUUUUUAUUUCUUAUUUUUUUGCAUGCAGUUCUUAUUUUGCGCAUGUAAGUUGCGUAUGCAAUUUUUUGGGUUUGUUAUUAAAUAAAAAGUUGGAAUUGCUCAUUCUUUUGUUUA